AUGGGCACGGUGCACGCACGGGUAAGCGCCGCGCCGCGGGGCGGCGGGAAAAGAGCCCGUCGAAGGGCGGUUCAGAGGCCCCGCCCGGCGCUCACCUCUGGGCCUCUCCCGAAGGUCGCCGGGGGACCGGUCGGCGACCUUCACAGCAAGCCUGGGGAGGGGGACGAGCAGCGGCCGUGCUCUUCGGGCGGGUAUAGCGCCGUUCACCGGGGACAGGACCGAGAUCAGCAGCGGGCCGUUCUGCCAUGCGGUGCCGUGCCCCGCCUCACUCGAUGGGCUCCGCGCACGCCCUGUCGGUGGCAGCCCGAGGCUAUAUGCAGAGUGUUGGGCAGCCGGGCCGGCGACCCCCGUCUCGCCACGGGCAUGACUGCGGCUCGGCUGGUGGCAGGUGCAGGCGUAGGCGCCUGGGCCGGUCUCAGCUGCCGCUAUAAUGAAGCACCGAAGAGCACUGCUUCCCCUUCACAGAUCUGUACUUCCUCCAUGGUGGCGGUCGAGGUUGACAUUACCAGUUUGGAGCCCCUUCCAAUGCCUGGGCCAGACUUCGGUGCCUUGGGAGAGGAGGCUGAACUGGUUGAGGUUGAACCUGAGGCCAAGCAGGAAAUUCUUGAAAACAAAGAUGUGGUGGUUCAGCAUGUGCACUUUGAUGGACUUGGAAGGACCAAAGAUGACAUUAUCAUGUAUGAAAUUGCUGAUGUUUUCAAGGCUAAGAAUCUCAUUGAUGUGAUGAGAAAAUCGCAUGAAGCUCGUGAAAAUUUGCUUCGCCUUGGAAUCUUUCGGCAGGUGGAUGUGCUGAUUGAUACCUGCCAGGGAGAUGAUGCCCUUCCAAAUGGUUUAGAUGUGACCUUCGAGGUAACGGAACUGAGAAGACUAACUGGGAGCUAUAACACUAUGGUUGGCAACAAUGAAGGCAGUAUGGUACUUGGGCUCAAAUUCCCAAAUCUCUUUGGGCGUGCAGAAAAGGUAACCUUCCAGUUUUCCUACGGAACAAAGGAGACUUCCUACGGCCUGUCCUUCUUCAAACCACAGCCUGGCAAGUUUGAAAGAAAUUUUUCAGUUAACCUCUAUAAAGUAACUGGGCAGUUUCCUUGGAGCUCUCUUCGUGAGACUGAUAGAGGAAUCUCCACAGAGUUUAAUUUUCCAAUCUGGAAGACCAACCACACGCUGAAGUGGGAGGGUGUGUGGAGAGAGCUUGGCUGCCUUGCUAGGACAGCAUCCUUUUCUGUUCGAGAAGAAAGCGGACACUCUCUUAAAUCUUCCCUCUCUCAUGCAAUGGUUAUCGAUUCCCGCAACUCUUCGAUUUUGCCAAGACGAGGUGCUUUGCUCAAAAUCAAUCAGGAGCUGGCUGGCUACACGGGUGGAGAUGUGAGCUUUCUGAAAGAGGAUUUUGAAUUUCAGCUGAACAAGCAACUGCUCUGGGAUUCGGUUUUCUCAGCAUCACUUUGGGGUGGAAUCCUGGUGCCUAUUGGAGACAAGCCAUCCAGUAUAGCUGACAGGUUUUACCUUGGUGGACCAACAAGCGUGCGUGGGUUCAGUAUGUACAGCAUCGGGCCCCAGAGUGAAGGUGAUUAUCUGGGAGGAGAAGCCUACUGGGCUGGUGGCUUGCAUCUCUAUACUCCUCUCCCUUUCCGGCCAGGUCAGGGAGGGUUUGGAGACCUUUUCCGAACACAUUUCUUCCUUAAUGCUGGAAACCUCUGCAAUCUUAACUAUGGUGAUGGUCCCAGAGCUCACCUGCAGAAACUGGCAGAGUAUAUCCGAUGGUCUUACGGUACUGGAAUCGUUCUCCGACUUGGAAACAUUGCCAGAUUAGAACUUAACUACUGUUUCCCCCUGGGAGUACAGUCUGGUGACAGGAUAUGUGAUGGUGUUCAGUUUGGAGCAGGAAUUAGAUUUCUAUAGCUCACAAAUGUGUUGCAUCAGCAUAUGAAAUUGUGCUCUGUCAUUGGAAUCAAGACUCUCCAAUAGCUAAGAUGUGGUCUAACUUUUUUCCUUGAACUAUGGAUACACAUUGGAGUGAUUUACCUCUCAGAUUCCACCAGAAACUACAUUAAACAAUUAUGCUCUAAAGGUUUCUUGUACUCU
Messenger RNA from Dryobates pubescens (Downy woodpecker), 2079 nucleotides. It is a transcript of the gene SAMM50, whose product is annotated as SAMM50 sorting and assembly machinery component. The coding region runs from base 1 to 1896 and encodes 631 amino acids. The transcript is spliced from 15 exons. Gene Ontology annotation, cellular component: SAM complex; outer membrane. Gene Ontology annotation, biological process: protein insertion into mitochondrial outer membrane; mitochondrial respiratory chain complex assembly. The record is from RefSeq and is a predicted model, not a curated record. Lineage: Eukaryota; Metazoa; Chordata; Aves; Piciformes; Picidae.